AUGUCGUGCGCCUACGACACGGAUACGCUCACUUCGGCCAAGCACAACCGGGCUGCUAGCGAGAAGUUUUACAAGCAGGUUAUGCCAUCUCGCACGGUGAUCCUCAACCACGAUCUGCCGCAGAUGCUUCAUCGUAGCCCCUCCGGGGCUAAACGGAAAAUUCGGCAGCGGGCAGAGGAGCGCGUUUCGCGUCCUUCACCAUUCCUGCAGAAUAGCCGUCAAGAAGUUGUAGACGAAAUGCCGGCCCAACCACCUCCACCACCUGCACAUCAGAAGCAGCAAGCCUCCUACUCAUCGGGCUAUUCCUCCAACCAUUCCUUGGGACCCGCUCCCUCAUUGAGUUUUGAACGCCAAUCGGCGAAUUCCUACAGCUCGACCUACUCCUCGCAAUCCUCCUCAUAUUCCUCUUCCCCCUCCCCAGCACCGUCUCAAUCCGACGAUGUCCCCACCAAAUUCGGUAGUCGUAUCAUCGACAGCGGCGCCUAUAAAUCAAUCCUUCCCGACCUACAACCGGAUCCGAUGUCGCGCUACACCGCACCGGUCGAACCCAAACCUGCCCAACGGUCAUCGAGUUCUCUAUAUUCUCGACCAUCGCUAAACUUGCCGCUGGACCGGCAAAACAACCACAGCCAAAUUCACUACGCCUCACCGGUUCGUACCGGACCCGAAUCUCCAGUCAUUUCGCCUAAUAUCAAGCCCACCGUUGCCGUACACCCCAUUCCCAGUGAUGAACGUUCCCAUCGUGAAAGCAGCUAUAAACGGGAAAAGCCCGCCGUGCCCGCGAAGCCGAAAGGGCUGAAACUGAAUAAUGAAAUGAGGUCCACAUCCCUAUCAUCAAUGAUCUCCAGCGUAACGAGUUGCCUGAACGAUGAAGAGUUUUUCCGGACACCAGCCGAUCGAUCUCUGGAUGACAGCUAUGAAAAAGUGCCAAUGCCGAAUAAGCGCAAUGAGGCCAUUGUCGUCGUUGACAGCCGUAUUCGUCAACUUGAAGCCGAACACGGUGCUGUUGAGGAAGAAAUUGUAGCGAAUGAAGAAACGGCAGAAAUGAUUAUCCUCCAGAUCGAAGGGGUCGACCCGAAUUUGGCUGAUAAGCUCCGAUCUCACGCCGACCAAACGGAGAAGCUCUUCGAACUAGCGGCCACAUUCCAAUCGAAGAAGCUGUCAUUGGCGAAGGAAUUGUCCAGCAAUCCCUCGGAGAAAAGCCUGAAAUCCCUUGCACAACAGAAGGCAUGGGCUGAGGAUCGCCUUGUGAAUGUGUCUGGGUUGAUCGAAAUCAACAAUCGACGAGAAAAAGAGCUCGAUCAAUCUGUCUGUGAACUGCUCGACAAAGAAUCCCAACAGCUCUGGAUGGCAUAUCGCGACAAUAGACGGAAAAUAAACGAGGAGCGUUUUAUCAUCAAAGAACAAAUCAACGAGGGAAAAUCAAAACUUCGGGCGCUACAGGGUGUUCAGAACCAUAUGCGCUGGCUGCUGUGUAUCGGAUUUUGUCUGGCGGUCGCUGCGGGUUAUUUAUUGAACGAUAGCCCGUUGGAGCUGGGGCUAACGGAUGAUGAGCUCUACCAAUUGGCUGUAAAUCCUAGCAAGGAUGCCGACUUUCGUGAUUGUGAUCCAAAGGAUUUGGCUAUUGCACAGGCCGGUUUCAACAUGAAACUCGGAUUCCCCACUACCUUAACUUACCUGAACGCCUCGACCCUCUGGUAUAUGGUCGGCCAAUACAUCAAAGACACGGAUACUAUGGUUAAGGUUUGCACUGCCCGUCAAAUGUAUUACGAUACCUUGAGAACCGAAUACUCAUCGUGUCUAGACAUCAGUUUUCUGAUUGCGGCCGGAGGAGCUCCAUUGCAAACUGGCGUACUUUACAUCCAUAUGAUGCGCCACUUGGAGUUCAUGUGUGGAGGAGGAUUUGACGUAUACACCCGCAAUAUGGCCUGCUUCCUGAAGAACGAGCAAAACCCGACCGUUACCCCGUGCUUCCAAGCUUUCAACGCAUCCAUCCAUCAGGACUACAGGAAUUUGUGCCCUGCUGUUGGUACGAUGAUGGAUUGUGUGAACACCGGAUAUACCAGCCUAUGUGGCAAUUGGGCCGGAUGGACGAUGUGCGAGUACGAGCGCGUUGGAUAUGCCCUCGGAUGUCAGGGACUUCGCUGCACGUUGAGUAUU
Mesorhabditis spiculigera is the source of this 2160-nucleotide messenger RNA. NCBI's taxonomy places the organism in Eukaryota, Metazoa, Nematoda, Chromadorea, Rhabditida, Rhabditidae. The record is from the annotation of a GenBank genome assembly.